GACACAUGUCACGCAAAGCAAAAGUGACAUGUGACGCAAACGCAAAAGGUUUCUAAACACAAAUUCGGUUUUUUAUUGUUCAAGAAUUUUACAAAACUUAAAGUUAAAUUGAAAGACUGCUCUGGUUCUGAUUUUAUGUUUAAAUAAAUUCAAUUAUAGUAUUUUUAGUGUUAAAAAUAUAUAAGCAUCGCUAUUAAUUAUUUAAUAUAGUGUAAAAUAUUACAUAGCCAAGACAAUGUCUUCUACGUUUGCUCCACAGCGUGGCCCUAAACCUCCUCCGGAUCCUAAAAGCAUUCAGAGAAUAUUAGAUGAAAAUGGACACUUAAUUCAAGUUAUUCAAGAGCAUCAAAGCAAAGGAAAGGCCCAAGAAGUGAUGCAAAUGCAAACCACUUUACAUAGAAACUUGGUGUACUUAGCAACUUUAGCGGACUCUGCUCAAAACGUUAAUUCGUUAUUGCCUAUGAUUCAACCACCAGGACCUUCUCCAUCUCAACCUCCACCUAAUCAUAACCCUCCACCACCGAAUGAUCAACAGCAGCAUAAUGUAAACAAUUUUAAUCAUCAGCAGCAGCCCCCUGCCCCGCCUCCAGCUGGAUACAGACAACAACCUGGGCCCCCACAGCGUCCAGGAGGGCCCCCAGGUCCACAACAUCCUUACCCACAAAGAGGCUAUCCUCAAGGGCAAUACCAGAAUCAAUACCCUCCCAACCAAGCUCCCACUUACCCACCCCAGGGUUAUGUCCCUCCUCCUAACCAACCUCCUGGUUACCCUCCAAAUCCCCCACCUCCUGCAAAUUAUGGACAACCUCCUACCACAGCUGCUCCACAACCACAUGGGAAUUAUCAACAGCCAGGGUAUCAACAACAACAGCAGCAGCAACAACAACAGCAGCAGCAACAACAACAACCACAGCAGCAGCAGCCCCAGCAACAACAGCCACAGCAGCCGCAACAACAACAGCAACAACCAUCUCAAAACCCUCCUCAAGCGAAUUAUCCUCCUCCUGCAAGUGGCCAAAGCCCACAGGGCCAGUAUGGCACCGGUCAAUAUCAGUAUACGUACGCCCAAGGAUAUGGUGCUACACCACAACCACAAAAUGCUAGCCAGAAUUAUCAAAAUCAGCCAGCGACUGCCCAUAGUCCUACACCAACAUCGGCAGCUCCCGUUCCAACAUCGCAAGCUUAUCCCCAAGGUCAGUACCCACCUAAUUCUACAGGCUCAAAUACUGGCUUCAGCUCUGCUCAAGCCUAUCAAGCUGGAAACCAAGGUGGAACUCCCGGUAGCUAUGGAUACCAGCCACAGACUGCUGCUUACCCACCUCAGCAAUACGCUCAACCACAACAACAGUAUUAUCGACCGCCUCCGGCUCAAGGACCGCCUGGUCCUCCUGGACCACCAGCGCCACCUGGUCCUCCACAAGGUGGAUAUGCUUACAAUUAUCCUCCACAACCUAAUCCUCAGUAA
Molecule: messenger RNA, 1465 nt
Organism: Psylliodes chrysocephalus
Lineage: Eukaryota; Metazoa; Arthropoda; Insecta; Coleoptera; Chrysomelidae
Source: the annotation of a GenBank genome assembly